Messenger RNA from Heterobasidion irregulare TC 32-1, 1345 nucleotides. RefSeq lists its product as uncharacterized. The transcript has a single exon. NCBI's taxonomy places the organism in Eukaryota, Fungi, Basidiomycota, Agaricomycetes, Russulales, Bondarzewiaceae. The coding region runs from base 113 to 1072 and encodes 319 amino acids. The record is from RefSeq and is a predicted model, not a curated record.
GAACAUCUGCUCCGCAGAAGCAGAUCACGAGAUAAGGGGCUACGUAGCAGCAUUGGCUCGGAUCUCACAAAGCAAGAGAGCAUUUCUACGCGCCGGUUCCGCGUGUCGCGCGAUGUCCGGCGAUGCCGCAAGCGGGUCUGCGUGCCGCAAUGUUGAGUCAAAUAAAAGGGGCAUGCUUGCGCCACUUCAGAGCCAGAUCAGCGCUCUGGCCGGGAAGCAAAAUGCGCUGCGUUGUUCCACGUCCCUCGAGAGCCCGAAUAAGCGAGUAAGACGCCGUCGACGACAUCUCGAUCUCGAGGCGAAUCGCGCACUGAACGGAUCCAGACGCGUCCCGCGCGGACAAGGAAGAGAACGAACGAACAAAGAUCGCCGCAGGGGGAGAGGCUACGAAGAAAGGGCGGCGUGCCUGUGCCGCUCCCAGCCAGCUCCGCGAUCCGACCAGGACGCCAAAGGGCACCGCUGCACCGUCUGUAUCCCGUCGAUGAGAACGCUUACGCAGCCAGCAAGCCUGCCUGCCGUGAUGCAGCCCACCGCAACGCGCGUCGCAGACAAGGGAGAGAACAAGGUCCGUUCAUCAGUCUCUCAUGGAGGGCGCGCCAGGACCGCCCGCAAGUCAAGAACGACGCCAGAGUGCGGCGCACAGCGAUGCAUUGUCCGCAUCGCGCAAGGGACACAGAACGCGCAAACGAGCCAAGCAGCCGUCGCCGAGAUCAAACGACCACAAAGCAGAAGCCAAAACCCCGCGUCGGCGCUCCGCGCAUCGGUUAAGAGAGCCCGAAAACGUGAGCUCGGUCCCCACGACCGCAGCGCAACCGCGCGCUUCCCGGUAUUCGAGCACCCACCACUAGCGUCCUUGACCUACCUACGAACUCACGCACCAGCCCUCGGCGACCCGACGCCCGGUGAGCGAGCUCUGUCCUCUUCCUCCACCACCACCUCCUGCGUCCUCUUCCUCCACCACCACCUCCUGCCCGUCUCGUCUCGUCUCCCGACAAGCAGCUCGCCGCUCGUUUCUUCCUCCAUUGACGGAUCCGUCGCCCAAUGCAGGCGGGCGCAGCUCCGGCGGGUGUAGGCCAGACGGCGGCGCGGCGGCGCGAGGCGUGCGUUCUCCGCGGCCGUUACUCCGUCGCACGCACGGCGCGGCUGGCCCCGUCCGCGUCCUCGUGCGCGUCGUCUGUACGCCGCUGCCAACACCCACCAAAGAGGCCCCCCGCCGGAGCCGCGCGAGGGCUCGCCGACACAUGGUGAGGACGGGCACAUGUGGGACCUCCGCGGGGGCGGUACGCGGUCGUGUGGGAGCCUUUCGCGGACGCUUCUGAUAGUCUGGCUUUACUACGGCGCUCGU